Messenger RNA from Centropristis striata (black sea bass), 3542 nucleotides. It is a transcript of the gene hyal2b, whose product is annotated as hyaluronidase 2b. The transcript is spliced from 4 exons. Bases 207 to 1637 code for a protein of 476 amino acids. The record is from RefSeq and is a predicted model, not a curated record. NCBI's taxonomy places the organism in Eukaryota, Metazoa, Chordata, Actinopteri, Perciformes, Serranidae. Gene Ontology annotation, biological process: carbohydrate metabolic process; hyaluronan catabolic process. Gene Ontology annotation, molecular function: hyalurononglucosaminidase activity; hyaluronoglucuronidase activity.
GUCAUCACGUCGCUCCUGCCGUGUCUGUGUUAGCUUUAGCUGGCAGGGUUGUCAAUCAUCAACAUGGAUUGAACAGACUCUGACUUUUAUAUUUCACAUGGCAGGACGCUGGAAAAGCAAUGUAUGUGACGGGUACAUGAGUGGAAUAAGCCCGAGACCUCAGCUUCACCAGAACAGAGAAAGAGGAGAGAACGCGAGCAGUGACCAUGGAGGCAGUAUUUCACUCUCUCUUCACCACAGCUGGCCAGCUGCCUUGGUUACUUCUGACCCUGUUAACAUCAUGGACAGUCUUGUGUUCAGCAGAUAUAAAGCAGACAAGAUGGCCAUUAUAUUCCCAGAAGCCAGUUCUUCUCGCCUGGAAUGCCCCAACACAGGAGUGUGCCCCGCGACAUCGCGUAACUUUGUAUCUCGACCAGUUUGACAUUGUUGCAUCUCCCAAUGAGGGCUUUGUCCGGCAGAAUCUCACAAUUUUCUAUAAGGAGCGCCUUGGGUUGUAUCCCUAUUAUAAGCAUGAUGGUAUUGCAGUGAAUGGAGGCCUUCCACAGCUUGCCAACAUGGUUCAGCACUAUGACAAGAUGCCUGAAGGUGUGCAAAAAUAUAUACGCGAGCCAGAGGCAAAAGGUUUGGCUGUAAUUGACUGGGAGGAGUGGCGCCCAUUGUGGAUCAGAAACUGGGAUAUUAAAGAUAUUUAUCGAGUUAAAUCCCGUGAAAUGGUGGCCAAAAAGAACCCUACCUGGACCGUAGAACAAGUGGCAAAAGUUGCACAGCAGGAGUUUGAGCUAUCUGCCCGCAAAUUUAUGCUGGAUACUCUGAAACUGGCCAAGAGUUUAAGGCCCAAUCAACUGUGGGGCUUCUACCUGUUUCCAGAUUGUUACAACCAUGACUACAGGAGUGGCCUGAAGAACUACACAGGCCGCUGUCCUGUUGUGGAGAUGGCCCGCAAUGAUCAACUUAACUGGUUGUGGAUGGAGUGUACAGCAUUCUUCCCAUCUAUAUACAUCGGUUCUGCAAUAGCCUCUACGAAUGAUGGGCGCCUCUUUGUCCGAAACAGGGUAAAGGAGGCGAUGCGCCUGGCAUCUGUUGGGGAUGGAUUAGCACGCCCUGUUUUUGUUUAUACCCGCCCUACUUACAUCAACCAGAUGACCCUUCUCACUCAGAUGGAUCUGGUCUCUACCAUUGGUGAAAGUGUUGCACUUGGAGCUGCAGGUGUAAUCUUUUGGGGGGACACCUCCUAUGCCAGCAGCAGUGCCAGCUGCUCCAUCCUAAAUGAAUAUCUUCGGGGUGAUCUGGGCCGGUACCUCCUCAACGUGUCCACAGCAGCAGAGGAGUGCAGCCAGAUGUUGUGUAAAUCCCACGGCCGCUGUCUGCGCAAAGUACCUGACAAUGACGUGUACCUGCAUCUCAGCCCCUCAACACACAGCAUCACCAGUCAGGGUGGCCAGCUGAAGGUUACAGGCAAGCCUGGCCAAGCCGAGCUGGCUCUUUUCCGCACACACUUCCAGUGCCAAUGCUACAGUGGGUACAGGGGUGAGGCCUGUGCUGUGAAAGAAAAAGGGCAGAAUAGAGCCUCCUCUGUCUUUGGGACCUGGCCUCUGUGCCUUUUACUCCCACUGGGACUCCUCUUUCUGCUACAGUGAGGAAACCGAGAAGCCCUAACUAUUCACUGCUUCUGCCAACCCUGAAAAGGACAGUGCAGACUUUUCAACACAAAGGUGGCAAGUUACUGUGCGCUAGUGGUGCUGAUGCAUCGACAACAGCAGACAGUCACUCAUAUCAGAGAUUUUUUUUAUCCCAGCUAACUGGAAUCUGUGACAAGCUGCACUGGCGGAGCUCAAACUUUAGGAUCGCCUCCUGGAACUAAUGUCCUUCCAGUUUUGCAACUGAUCCUUAGCCUAUCUCAAAUAAUGUCAAAAAUCAAAUCCACUAAAGGCCUUUGUCAUGCUCCAUAUGGACCCUGACCUCCAGACCAGAGAUGCUGCAUACCAUCACUCCACACUAAAUGGACUAAUUGUGGGACUGUUCCCACAAAUGAUAAAAUACCUUAAAAAGAAACUGCUUAACCUUAAAUUUACUGUUUUUAAUUAACAAUUUUUUUAACAUAACAUUAAAUCAAAAAGUAAAAGAAACAUACAUUUGAUGGCCAGCAUUCUGUUUUCAUUAGUUUUUGUUGCAUCACAACAAAACUACUUUUGGUAUUCUGCGUUUUUGUUUGCCUUAUGAACAAAAUGUAAAUAGUUAAUUAUGCCAGAUGAUGAUAAAUUAUGAGAAAUCGAGCCUUAAAUCUCUUUGGUUAUCUUUGGCUAACAGAAACAACACGGCUGGACCUGUUUCAGUUCAAACUAGUGCCUUACCUGGGCGAUGAAAUGCUCUUUUUUUAAUAGUUGCCUUUGUUUUAUAAAUUAUAACUAUUAAGAUUUUUACACCAGUGUUGAUCUCAGACCUCUGUUGGGCACAGUGCUAAUAAUAUGACCUCUAUGCCUUCCCAGUUUUCAUUUAAUUAACGAGGAAACUGUUUAUAUAUGAAGGAAAGGAUGAACAGAUGGUGAAGAAAAGAUAAAUGUUAUGUACUUGCAAAUGUUGUCUACUAAUUUACAUGGAUAUGACUGUGAAAACAAGUUAUGAUUUUUCAUGAAAACAGACUGAAGCCAGCUGGUCAUGGGAGAUUAAAGAGGGUUCAAGGUUUACUGGUAUUGGCAAAUCGUUUGGCUGAUAAGUAACAAGAAAUUGUAGGAGAUAAAUGCCAAAAAUAUGUUUAUUUUUAAAUUAUAAAAGGGUAUGUUUAAACAUGUCUUCAGCCACAGUUCUUGAAUAUAUAAGGGAUCAUUUUGAACAUGUUUGUGUUUAUGUAAAAAAAAAAAUGUCUUCCGAUUUUCUUUAUAGUCUAAAAUAUCGAUAUUAGCCCUCAGGGUCUAUUCACACUAAUCCGUUUUUUUAUUGUGUAGAUUGCCAGUGGUACUUUGUUGAUAGAAAUGACUGUAGGUACAUCUUCAUAUUAUUUUAUUGCCAAGUAAUUAUAUUUACUAGACUGAAGUUAGCUGAGCAGUGCCAUAUUUAUACAGUAGUUUCUGUAUCUAUUCUGGAAAGCACCGCUCAGAAAAGUAUUUAGCUAUACCUUAAAUUAGUUAUGAUGCCAGUUGGCAGGGGAUUGGUUGUGCUGUUUGAUCACAAACGGUUAUAGUAAGGAAGUUUGGUGUAUGCUGCAAACAUUUUGAAAUACUGCACUUUAACUACUUUUUUGUUGAGGUGAUCUGGCUUUUUUCCAUGGUGAUUCUUAUAAGAUAUGUUUUUUUGCCAUUUUGCCAUACAUGUAUUAAUAUUAAUAUUUGAAGCCAAAUUUGAAAAAUAUCAAAGUGUUUUGUAUUUGAAAACAUUUCAUAUUCACCUUUUAUAUCAGAAAAAAUAAUUAUUUAAAGAGGAUUUUGAAUGUAUUUUUCUGUUGUUUUUUUUCUUUUUCCGGAGGCUAUACGAUACGAUACAUGUUUAGUCUUUCUGCAAAAAUGUUUAAAAUAAACCUGGGACGUGCUGUAUUUGUAUUACACUGA